Cryptotermes secundus is the source of this 5034-nucleotide messenger RNA. It is a transcript of the gene eIF2A, whose product is annotated as eukaryotic translation initiation factor 2A. Bases 1 to 1872 code for a protein of 623 amino acids. The record is from RefSeq and is a predicted model, not a curated record. Gene Ontology annotation, molecular function: ribosome binding; protein binding; translation initiation factor activity. The transcript is spliced from 13 exons. Lineage: Eukaryota; Metazoa; Arthropoda; Insecta; Blattodea; Kalotermitidae. Gene Ontology annotation, biological process: translational initiation. Gene Ontology annotation, cellular component: cytosolic small ribosomal subunit.
AUGCAAGACAACUGUACGAGAUCGCGCUCUCUGCCACAUGGCCCGAAGACAAAGAUGGCGUCAAGUGUUCCAGUGGUGGCAGUGCGAGGGUCGACAGGGAUUUCCAUUAAUCUUGGUCCUCCGAGCUAUGAUCUGGUCUCUGCCUUUACAAGGGAUGACAGCAAGGCGUGCAAGGCAAUGCUUUUUGACCCAGAAGGGAAGUAUUUUGCCUGGGUUAAUGGAUCAUGCGUUAAGGUUGUUGCAACUUCAACAUGGAAAGUAUUAGCAGAAAUUCAGCGACCGAAGGUCUCUGCUUUAGAAUUUUCUCCAAAAGGGACAUAUUUAAUGACAUGGGAACCUUUCAUAGUAACACAAUCCAAUCCUCAAGGAGGGCCAAAUCUUCACAUAUUCAAGUCAGACAGUGGUGAGCUGGUCAAACACUUUAUUCAUAAGAAGCAGAUUGGAUGGGAGCCACAGUGGAGUUCAGAUGAGAAGCUUUGUGCACAAAAUGCAAAUAAUGAAGUAUUAUUUUAUAAUGUACCAAAUUUUGAUACUGUGGCACAGAAGAUUCACAUCCAGAAAGUUGCCGACUUCAGUAUCGCCCCAGGAACAUCUCCAUACCAUAUCCUGUGUUAUGUACCAGGUAAACCAGGACAGCCAUCAUUUGGUAGACUGUUCCAAUAUCCAAAGUUUGAGAGUACAAACUCAUUGGCAAAUAAGAGCUUCUUCCAGUCAGAUAAAGUGGACAUGUUCUGGAAUAAGCGAGGCACAGGCGUUCUUCUUAUGACUAGCACAGAAGUAGACAAAUCUGGCUCAUCCUACUAUGGAAAGCAAGCAUUACACUUCAUCAGUACCAAAGGAGAAACAGCCAUGGUGCUGCUCAGUAAAGAGGGCCCAAUCUACAGUGUGGGAUGGAGUCCAAAGAGCUCUGAGUUCUGUGUUAUUUAUGGCUUCAUGCCUUCAAAGGCUACUCUCUUCAAUAUUAAAUGUGAGCCUGUGUUUGAGUUUGGCACUGGGCCACGGAACUGCAUCUGCUACAAUCCUCAUGGAAAUAUCUUGAUCCUUGGUGGAUUUGGUAAUCUCCAAGGUAAUGUUGAACUGUGGGACGCAACAGCACGAAAGCUGAUAGCCAAAAUGGAGGCUGCUGAUACAACAUUACUUCGUUGGUCACCUGAUGGUGAGCAUUUCCUUACAGCAACUACUGCUCCAAGAUUACGGAUGGGAAAUGGGUUCAAGAUCUGGCACUACAGCGGAACAUUACUGUAUGAGCGUCCGUGGAACAAACAAGAGGAACUGUGGGAAGUUCUUUGGCAGUUGUUUCCAGCUGGUGUUUUUCAUGAACCUGUGAUAAACUAUAAGCCUGUUGAAGGAAUUCAGCCAAGCCAGCCACAGGCUUCAAAGCAAGCUUACCGUCCUCCAUCAGCCCGUGGGCGAGAAAGUAAUUUCAAACUCCACGAUGACGAGGAGCCUGCAAGCAACACUCGACCAGGUGGAGACUCAAACCCGUCAAAGGCAGCACUAAAGCAGAAGAAAAAACGUGAAGCAAAGAAGGCGAAGAAAGAGCAAGAUGGGGUAAACGCAGGUUCCAGUAGUGGUGCUGCUUUUACUAGCAAUGCAUGUACUGCUGCAGCCACAACUACAACAGUGGCAUCUGUUGUUACAAAUGGUGACUCAACAGUGGCAGCACCUAAGUUGCCAGUAGCACUUGCAGAUGCUGAGCUUAUGGGAGAUCCAGAGAAACUGAAAAAAAUAAAGAAAUUGAAAAGUAAGCUUGUGGAAAUCUCACGGCUGAAAGAACAGAGGGCUGCUGGUCGCCAGCUUGAACUAAACCAGCUGGACAAAAUCAAGAAAGAAGAUGAGCUUUUGAAGGAACUACAGGGGCUUGUGUUGUGAUAGCAUGCUUUUGGCUCUCACAUAUAUGUUGCCUCCCCUCCAUCAGGAGAAUGAAACCAAAUGUCGGGCUUCCAAAGUCUGCGACAAAGGGGAAACUAUUGUACUCAAUGCUCAAGCUGCAGAUGGAUGACAAAUUCCCAUCCCACAACAGUUGCUCCAUCGUGACCUGGAGUCUGUUAUUCAGUCUAACUUUUUAAGAUAUGUUUCUGUGGGUGUUCUUAACAUUCUGGUAAUUUACUCUGAUGAUUUUCUAUGGUGAUGUCCAAUUUUACUGAGGCACCUGAAGUAUCUAAUACUUAAUAUUUCGUUUUUGGUCUCAGCAGUAUUUGAGGUACUUUUAUAAUACAUUGUGGUAAAUGUAUGAUAAUCCAGGGAGAGAAUGUAUAUUCUGAGAAUUAUGUGUAGUGCUUUUUUCCUUCUAGACUGACAUACCAACAGUCUCUUCUGGAAAGAUGUUUGAGGCUGCAACAAAGAAUGGUGAUUCAUUACCUGACAUUCUCUGUUAUCACAUAAAAUCAUUGAGUUUAUUUUCAGUAAUCAUUAUUGUAUAUAUUUAAUCUAAAAGUUGUGUUUAUAUGAGGCAGGUAGUCAGAUGUGGUCAUACAGUUUCUGAACCAUACAAUUUUUGACUUGGUGCAGAGACACAUUUAUGUCUCACAUCCUGGUGUUGUAGAGUUGGACAUGUUAAUGAAGUGACUGAAGAAAUUGGAGAGGAAGAAAAAUCUCAGACUCAUACACUGUUAUGACAAUGUGUAUAUUAUUUAAAAGAAAUGACAGAAACGUUAAUGUAAUGUUAGUCAUAUUAGGUAUAGAAUCCAUAUUUUAAUGUAUAUUACAGUGUGGGUGAAAAUGUUGAUAAUGUGCUGAAAAUACUGAUACUUUGAGAAGUCAAUGAUAAAAUGUUAACGCACAUCUUACAUGUUCAAUUUAUAUAUUAGUUUGGUAAUGUUAAGAUCAUAGCAGAUAACAUUGUUUACAAAAGUCAGACGAUCCCAUGAACACUGCAAAUGGAAUGGCAUGUAAUGGGUUCAUAUAAUGUAUCAUUCAGUGAUGAACAGAACCUUUUAUUGGUGUUGUAAGCAAGAUAUAUGACUAUACACAAUGUAUGUACAACACUACAAAUUGCAAAAAUCGCAAAAUAUCAUUCUAAAACUGCAUUUCCUUGAAAAGUAUAUAAGAAUGAUUAUUUUAUUUAAUGUCUGGAGGAAGUGUUAAUUAAGAGUGUGUGUAGUAUAUCUGGGGGUGUAAUGUUAUAUUUGUUUGGUAGUAACUUUUUCUGUUUGGCUUUAAUGUUAUGAUGUCUUUCAGUAUGUUAGAAUUGUACUAUAGAAGAUGAUUUACAACAGAUGAUUUCACUGAGCAAGCAGUAUGGAAUUAUUUUAUAUCUGUUGAACUCUAGAAGCUACAGAUAAUAAAUAUAAAACAGAUAGCAGUUUUGCAUUGUUAUGCUAUUUUUUUCUUACACAAAUCUUUUUGUAUUUUUACUGUUGCAUAUAAAGGAGAUACUUUUGUAGAUUUUCUGUCUUACAGAGACAGUAGCAUAUUCAGGCCUUCUCUGUACAAGAGCAGUGUCCAUAUUUCUCUUUCAGUGUUGUGUGAAAAUAUGUGACACAUAUGUUAUGUAGGUUGACAUACUGUUCCCUUUGUUGAUACAUUUGCCAGUAGUUUCCAGGAAUUUGUAUGAAAUAGUUUAUAAGCGAAAUACCUCAGGAAUUUAGUUCUUUAUGUAAAGGAAUUUAUUUACAAAUGUAAAAUAAAAAAGCAUGCAAUUUGAAAGGUCAUAGAGAGGUGACACUGUAUAAUUAUGGGAUCUACUGGCUUGUAAACUGAACAGUAGAAAAUAUGACAAUAGUUAUGACUUGAUUUGAUACUUAAUUCCUUUACUUAUGACAUUUUGAAUUAUUCUAUAAUUAGGGUUGCCAGAUCUAUGGUUUAGGAAUAUGGGACCUAAUAUUUUGGGUGGGAAGAAACAUGGAUACAAAGUGUUGAUGUUUGUUUGGGGAAUUAAUAGUGGCAUUCAAGAUUUGAAAAAUACUAAAAAAUUAAUUAAGGAAAUAGUGGUAAUUUUUACAUUGUGUUUCUAUAUGUCUGCAUUAUUUUGAAGUGCCUCCUCCUUGACAUGUUCAUUGUUCACCAAACACUGUAGAAUUUACACUACUGUAGACAUGUCAUGUCAGUUCCCUUCUUAACUGCAUGGAAUGGUCAUUAAGAAGAAAGUGCACCUUAUGUCAAUGUUGUGUACAUAAAUACUGAAUACUGUUGGAUGAAUAAUCAUUCAUAGAAUACUUCACAGUAUUUGGUCUCCAGUAUGGAUCAGGUAUUCUUGGGUCUGUCUCACUGAAAUAAGAACCUUAACAGGAAAUUUCUGGAGAUAGCCCUGAAUGAUUUACUACUUUUUUUCCAAGUCAGCUUAUGGGAUCUAUUCAUUUAUAGAACAGUCAUGUCUCUUGACAGACUUCUUUUGGAAUAUAAUACAAGAUACUGAUAUGAGGGCCAACCCAUCUGUGUAUGUAUGAAUGCCUGGCAACCCUAUCCAUAGUGCAGCAGUCCAUUGACAGAAUGUUUUAUGGACAAGAUUUUGGUGGUAUGAGAAAACGUUUAAGAAAUUAUAGCUGUUAUCAGCGAUAUUUUGUCCCAUUCAUUAUAAUGGCACAGGUAUCGAAGCUGUAGCUGUUAAUAGCAUGAAGUGGGUAUAUGUGCUCUAUGAGGUUCUCUAGGCAAAAUAACAUGCCAGCAAACAAUCUGGAUAUAUUAGAAGAAUACUAUCCCAUUGCUGAAUGCUUUUAAAGUUUAUUGUUGUUUCAAGAGGUUAAGAAGAGGAGGUUGCUGCUAUUUCAGUGAACAUUUAAAAUUCUUAUGUGUAUUGUGAUGACCUUUUAUAAAAAAUGGAAUAAAACAGCUGUCAUCGAAGUUAUAUAGGUUAUAUAAAAGGACAGGCCAAAUCAUAGUUACAUUAUACCAUUAAAUGUCUUCCAUAUCUCUGGAGAGUUUCAUAUACAGCGCUUUGAUCAGUUUGUGGGCAGGAUUAACCAUCAUGUGAAUUGCAUUUUGACAAGUUGAUUGGAUCAACUUACCUGCAUUUUUAAGAAACAUGCUGAAUAAUUUUUCCUUGUUUGACAUCUUUAUUGUGUCACUGAAGUCUAUAUGCGUGUAUAUUGUAUA